Desarmillaria tabescens is the source of this 810-nucleotide messenger RNA. RefSeq lists its product as uncharacterized. The record is from RefSeq and is a predicted model, not a curated record. Bases 431 to 730 code for a protein of 99 amino acids. NCBI's taxonomy places the organism in Eukaryota, Fungi, Basidiomycota, Agaricomycetes, Agaricales, Physalacriaceae. The transcript has 5 exons.
CAAGACCUUUGGGCACCAUCGAGAACUUCUUUCCGCGGGCUCGCUAGGACGUUCUUGGGCGGUAAAUUACACUAGAACCUCCCGAGCUCUUCUUCAUCCUACAGUGCCUUGGGUUCACCGAACACGAUGUACCCUCCAACUUUGUCAAGUCCGAAUCGUUCUCCCAUUCUGCGAUAUCGUUUGUCUCAUGGAGGAUUAUCUCCAACAUCCCACGGUCUAUCGUCAUUCCUCUCAUAAGUACAUCAAUUCUCUCUCUGAUUCUAUCCUGAGAAAGCUUCAAUUCUAGGUACAGCCUAAGCCGUACCCGUCGGGUCCAUAUAUCGGACUUCUUCCUGGUCAGUAUCUAUAGUACACAGAAUCAUGAUGGUUGUAAGUAGCUGACUGUUAACAUUAGGUACCGGUCCUGAAGGAGCGGAGCUGUAUAGCUCUAAUGGUCCCCUGUGUGUGCAAAGAUGUCGAAGCUGUCCUUGAGAAGACCGGAACUCGUAGAAUGAAUAUCAAGUCCCAUUGUGGUGGAAAGAUAAUCAUCAUUGACGCUGGUAUAUCUGAAUCCCAAAAUGCGCUCAUUUCUGGUGAUCACGUUCUCCUACACCUUUCACACGCGUAUGGCGGUGCUCCUUCGGCUAUGUGGAUUCGUGAUACACUUGACUCGGAACCGAUUGAUACGGCGGAUGAUCCUAAUAUAAAUGGACUAACUACAGUGCCUCGGACUCCAUCUAUGCAAAUGUGACAGUCCCAGAUAACAGUUUUGAACUCAGAAAUGUGUUUUCACGCGUAUCAAUUAUGUUUUUAUUGCUUUUCAGUAGGGGG